Molecule: messenger RNA, 820 nt
Organism: Gossypium raimondii (Peruvian cotton)
Lineage: Eukaryota; Viridiplantae; Streptophyta; Magnoliopsida; Malvales; Malvaceae
Product: glutaredoxin-C5
Exons: 1
Coding region: 230-568 (112 amino acids)
Source: RefSeq, a predicted model, not a curated record
CACACACACACACAAAAAUCCCUUUAUUAAUGAAAACACCGUGAGACCCUCGACGCACGCGCUGCGACAACAACGGACAAAGCCCACUUUAUUUACUAUGAUGCCCUCACAUCCCCCACCCUUAUAAAAGCCCAUCGCAUACGCUCACUUUCUCCAACAUCAUCACACCAUCUAAUCUUUGCUUUCUGCUCUGCCUUUUUAGUUGAAGAAAAGAAGAACGUAUUCUUACAUGGGGAUGGGGAUGGGGUCAGACCCAAUGGAGCGAUUGGUGAAGCUGGCGUCGGAGAGCGCGGUUGUGAUAUUCAGUGUGAGCAGCUGCUGCAUGUGCCACGCUGUGAAGAGGCUGUUCUGCGGAAUGGGAGUGAACCCAGCGGUGUACGAGCUGGACCAGGACCCCAGAGGGAAAGAGUUGGAAAGAGCUCUGAUGAGGCUGCUUGGCAACUCACAAGCUGUUCCUGUUGUUUUCAUCGGAGGGAAGCUGAUAGGUUCCAUGGACCGAGUCAUGGCAUCCCAUAUUAAUGGAACCCUGGUACCACUUCUCAAGGAGGCAGGAGCCCUUUGGCUCUAAUUCUCUUCAAAAUAAUUAAUUAUAUGACUUGGAUGCAUAGUGCGAACAAGAGGCGCCGGAGUUGGGUUUUCUCAUUCCAUCUCGAUUAUAUACUAUUAGGCAUUAGCUAAUUUUAGUUAACAUUCCGUUUCUCAAGUGUUGUUUUAUAGUUGGAGAUUUUGAGGUCUCCUUAACCCCUAUGCCAAGUCCAAUUAAUGUAGCUCACCUGUUGUCUCAUUGUAUAGAGAAUGGAAGCUCAAAACUUAUCUUUUA